GUCAAAUAGAAUUGCCAAAUAACGGUAGCUUGGCAACCAAAUGUCAAAUGUUUCGAUCAAACUUCAACUUAAACUGGAAACGUGAAAACUGAAACAAGUGAAAUAAUAUUGAUACUAAACAACAAACUACCUUUACUCGAAAAUGGAUGAAAACGAAGAUGAAGUGGAGGUGGUCGAAAAGGGGGUUGACCAUGAUCUUGGCAGUGAAGCUGACGUUGAUGUUCCGGCCGAGGAGCAGGAGAUAGAGACCGAACCCGUGGAGAUGGACAGCUGGGAAUCGUUUCACGAACGCAUCGAUGCACUACUAGCCAAGGAGCACUGCGAUAAGACUAUACGUAAACUGGAUAAUCGCCGUUUAUCUGUUCUGCAGCGAGUACGCAAUAAAUACCAUGAUACACCCAAGAGCGCGGUUGAGCGUUGUCAGGCGCAAAGAAGUCAAAUUGAUCAACAACUCGACUUGUCCAGUACACGCUUGGAUGAACUUACUCGCUUUGGCAAUGAGCUGGUCACAAAUGUACGAGUGGCCAAUGAACGAAGGGAAUUGAAUCGUCGCCUGUUUGAGGCCUCACAGCAACAGAACUUACAAUUGAAUCUACAACGUGAAAGUAUUGAGACAAUGGCCAAAUUUGAUGAUAUCAAAGCCCGUUGGACCGAACUGGAAGAGAUUAACGAACCGAUGAUGCUGUGGGAUCAAAUUGAGGAGCAAAAGAAACGCAUAGCCGAUAUUAUGUCUAAUAAGGAUGGUAUGAUUGCUGCCUGCCAGGCCGAAAUCGAACGUAUGAAUGCCAAAUAUGAUUUCGAUCGCGAACGUCAGGCAAGUGAUCUAUGCUGUCUGGUUGAGCGUGUUGAUCAUCAGGUGGAAACCCUUAAGGAGGCCUACAAGCAGCACUUGCAAAUGCUUCGCCAUACCAUCGAAGAUGAACGUCAAUUGUUCUCCAUAACAGCUGUGGAGAAAUGGCGAACCUUUUUCGAUGCUCUCAAUGCGAAUUUCGAGGAGAAGGCCGAAUUGGUCCGGAGUCGAGAGAAAUUCUAUGCGAAACAAACACGUCAAAUCAACGAGAGCCAAGAGGAAUUGACCAAAUCGACCCGUAUACGUCUGGAGAAGGAAUGCGAACGCUUGGAAUUGGAAUUACGACGAACUCGCGAUAAUGUCUUGAUGAAUUCCGAAAAAUUGGACUAUAAUUAUCAAGUGCUGCAAAAGCGCAACGAAGAGAAUGUCAUUAUAAACAAUCAGCAAAAGCGCCGAGUGGCUCGUUUGCAUGAAACUAUAGCGAAAACACGUCGCUCCUUGAAGAGUCUUCGUCAACAGGGUAAACGGACAAUUGCCCGUCUCUCGGCGGAUAUAUAUAAACUCCAUUCCAAUAUCAAUGACAUGGAAAUGAAGGCCUAUCACUCACGUCUAAAUAAUCGUGAGAAAUUCAAUCGUGUCUGGCAAAUCAAUUAUCGUGAAUUGCAAUCUCUGAUCGAGCGAGUCUAUCACAUUGACCGCAUCAUCCAUGAACAACAAUUGGCAAUGCCCUGGAUACGGCCAGUUCCACCAAUACCCAAUAUCAAUAAGAGCGCCAAGAAAGGGAGCAAGAUUUUGGAGCGUUUCGAUUUGCGGGCUGGAAAAGUGCCAAAAAAUCGUCAAAUAACCAAAGCAAUGCCAAAACAUAAACCCGAUCUGAAGGAUUUGCCACCAGAAUCAUUACGCCUGAUGCGUAAUCUAAUGAGAAAAUUAGCCGAUCGUGGAGGUUUCCUGAUCGAAGAGCGUCUACUCAAAAUAAUUGAACCCCAUGCCGAUCAAGAGAAAGUUCUAGUACGGAUUGAUAAUAUAUUUGCCGCCUUGCGUAUACGUCAUAUGCGUGAUAUGCAGGAAUUGACCAAAGUCUUUCUACCCUAUACCUAUUGUCCGAAUUGUCAGCCCCAGGGUCUGAGUCCACGCAAAUGCGCUGAGGUCUUUAUGAAGGAUACCAAAUUGAAUCGGUCGCCCGAUGCAUUCGAUGAGAAGGUACAGCAACGUCUCCUGCAGCCACCGGAUCGUCGUAACCAGGUGAACAAAACAAUUCUCGUCAAGGGUGGAGUCGAACGGGAGCCAUGCAAACAUCAUUAUUUGGUUAUGGAACCAGCUCUAUGUCUUCAUGCCAUGAACUUGUACACCUCGAAAAUGCAUAAACUUAUGUAUGAAUCGGAAUCGAGCAAACAUGCAAAUGAUGUCAAUUUGAUACAAUUUACCGAUGAUGAAAUUCGUAAUUUUUGGCGUCAAUUUCUAAACUGUUUCCCCACCUCCAAAUGCAAAUUGUGGAAAACUCUCGAACAUGGCCUUAAUCAUUAUGUGGAAGUACUGAAAAUGCGUGUACAAUAUGAUGCCGAAGUGGUUUUCCUGCGACGCCAGAAUGAAGAAUUAAGGCAUCUCUUGCAAAAGUUUAAGGUCUAACAGCUAAAUAAUAUUUAUCUGCAUUCUUAAUUUACUAAACUAAUCCUAACCCCAAAAAUAAUGAAACCAAAUUAAAUUGUAUUGUAUUUUUUAAAACUCGA
Messenger RNA from Drosophila willistoni, 2517 nucleotides. RefSeq names its product dynein regulatory complex protein 1 homolog. NCBI's taxonomy places the organism in Eukaryota, Metazoa, Arthropoda, Insecta, Diptera, Drosophilidae. Gene Ontology annotation, biological process: regulation of cilium movement; cilium-dependent cell motility; axonemal dynein complex assembly. The record is from RefSeq and is a predicted model, not a curated record. Gene Ontology annotation, cellular component: axonemal dynein complex; axoneme. The coding region runs from base 143 to 2416 and encodes 757 amino acids. The transcript has a single exon.